This is a messenger RNA of Neoarthrinium moseri, 903 nucleotides long. RefSeq lists its product as uncharacterized. The coding region runs from base 1 to 903 and encodes 300 amino acids. The transcript has a single exon. The record is from RefSeq and is a predicted model, not a curated record. Lineage: Eukaryota; Fungi; Ascomycota; Sordariomycetes; Amphisphaeriales; Apiosporaceae.
AUGCCGGUUGAUAAGACAGUACGGUUCGACGAGGAUCGUCCUCGAUCAUCACGCCGUAGUCGCGACUCCGCGCUUGGUUCGUCGACUGAACAGGCUCAUGUAGGGGGAAGAUCUGAUCGCCGAUUCACAGCUCAAGACCGCGAGGACCAGUCUUUGAAUGUCCACGCCCUGCAGGAGGCUUUGACUACCGCCAAUCAACAUCUGCGAGAGCAGAAGAAAAAGAACCUUGAAUUAGAACAACAACUCUCGGCUUGUCGCAAGGAGCUAAGGGAGACCAAUGCUUCCCUUCGUGAGAAGCACGAUGAGAGUACCACGCUGAGGGCCGAUAAUUCUGCACUCAGGACACAAGCCCAAGUCGAUCAAGAUACGAUGUACACCUUGCGGCAGACCAUUGCCUAUUACCAAGAGUCAGAGUCAGAGUACUUGAUGAGCGGUGGGUCUGGCGAAUCGUCCAACGGUGGCAAGACAUCCAAGCAUAAGUCUCACAGCAAACACGACGGCGAGGAUAUGAAAGAAAAGCUCAAGGACCGAAUCAACCGAAAUAAUAACGAAGCGGAGGCUUCCACCAAACACUCUCACCGCGCCUCUCAAGUCUCGCAGAAGAAGCCGACACGAGCAAGGAGCUCAAGCCGAUCCACUCGUACUCGCGAGCCCUACAUUGAGGACCCGUCAAUGGACAGAACAAGACCCCCCUCGACAAUGGCGACGAGAGGAUUCGACCACUACACAACUUCUCCAAUGACGCCCGCUCUGACCUCCAGGAUUGAUCAACCGAUGAUGUCUCCAGUUCCGAGGACUCACCAGCCCGGCGUUUCUUAUACAGUAGGCGGUUACCCGUCAAGCGGUAACUACGUCGUCACGCCGCUGCCACCCAAAGAAUCUGAUCGGGGAAGACGUCGCUAG